Molecule: messenger RNA, 288 nt
Organism: Lactuca virosa
Lineage: Eukaryota; Viridiplantae; Streptophyta; Magnoliopsida; Asterales; Asteraceae
Source: the annotation of a GenBank genome assembly
AUGGCUUCACAUGCUGCUAUUAUUGUCAAACAAUUCAAUCAAUUUGAAGAAGCCAAAAAACUAAGCGAUGCACAAAAGUUUCAUUCAGGAAGCUCAGGAUCUAAUGCUCAGGGAAAAGGAAGUUUGACACUGGUGGGUCAAAAAGGUUUAUCUCUGAGAAGAAUAGUGAUGAGAAGUGCUUCACUUAUGGAGGUGUUUAUCAUUUUGCAAAGGAUUACAAGAUCAAUAUAUGCGAACCCAAGGAAGAAUCAUAUGAAGCUACGUAUUAGCAUCUGGUUGCCUGUCUAA